Messenger RNA from Drosophila montana, 484 nucleotides. RefSeq names its product dynein light chain roadblock-type 2. The record is from RefSeq and is a predicted model, not a curated record. Gene Ontology annotation, molecular function: dynein intermediate chain binding. The coding region runs from base 158 to 484 and encodes 108 amino acids. The transcript has 2 exons. Gene Ontology annotation, biological process: microtubule-based movement. Gene Ontology annotation, cellular component: centrosome; cytoplasm; cytoplasmic dynein complex. Lineage: Eukaryota; Metazoa; Arthropoda; Insecta; Diptera; Drosophilidae.
AUAAGCACGCACUGGCCACACUGAAUACUGGAACUUGACCCGCAGACCUAUAUAACAGCCGUUACCUCUAAAAACUGUCUUGACAACCAUACAGAAAAAAACAAUUUUUGUAUGCACUUAUUGUAGGGGAGAAAGUGACCGUUUGAUAUACUGAAAUAUGUUUAAAAGUCCUCCAGAAAAGCCACAACGAACACGUCGAUAUGUCGAUGAAGCAUUUAGACAAAUUCAGGAAAAGAAAAACAUUCGCGACAUUAUUAUUAUUAAUGAGCUUGGAAUUCCUGUUAAAAGCACAAUGGAAUUUGAGACCUCUGUCAAAUUUGUUGGCCAUUUUCAAGAACUACGAGGACGAUUGGAGCGAGGUAUGGCGAAAAUUGAUCCCACCGAUGAAUUCUUGAUGCUUAGAGUACGCACUAAAAGUCAUGAAGUCCUGUUAGUGCCAGACGUUAAAAUAACUGUAAUUGUUGUUCAAAAUGCAGCAAAAUAA